CCCGGCACGAGCGGCCGGCCACCGCACCUCGUCUUCGUGAUGGUGGAUGACCAGGGCUACGGCGACGUGGGUUACCAUGGAGCCCACGACAUCCGCACGCCGGUGCUGGACCAGCUGGCGGCCCGCGGGGUGAAGCUGGAGAACUACUACGUGCAGCCCAUCUGUUCCCCGUCACGCAGCCAGCUCAUGACGGGCCGGUACCAGAUCCACACGGGUCUGCAGCACUCCGUCAUCCGCUCACGCCAGCCGCUCUGCCUUCCGCCAGACGCGCCCACGCUGCCCGAGCGCCUGCAGCAGGCCGGCUACAGCACCCACAUGGUGGGCAAGUGGCACCUGGGCUUCUGCCGGGCCCGGUGCCUGCCCACGGCCCGGGGCUUCGGCAGCUUCCUGGGCUCGCUGACGGGCAGUGGAGACCACUUCACCUUCCGCAGCUGCGACGGCGCCGAGGCCUGCGGCUUUGACCUGCACGACGGCGAGCGGCCCGCCUGGGAGAUGAGCGGGAACUACUCCACGUGGCUCUACGUGGAGAGGGUGAAGCAGAUCUUGCGGGCCCAUGACGGACGGAAGCCCCUGUUCCUGUAUGUGGCCCUCCAAGCUGCCCACACUCCGCUGCAGGCUCCCGCCCGCCUCCUCCAACGCCACGGUUCUCUCGGCAACCGGCUCCGCCGCCACUACGCCGCCAUGCUGAGCGGCGUGGAUGAGGCGGUGGCCGAGAUGGUGCAAGAGAUGCGCGAGCGGGGCUACUACAGCAACUCCGUGCUCGUCUACUCCUCCGACAACGGCGGCCAGCCGCUUGCGGGCGGCUGCAAUUGGCCCCUGCGCGGGGGGAAGGGCUCCUACUGGGAGGGCGGCGUGCGCGCCGUGGGCUUCGUCCACAGCCCUCUGCUGGAGAGGACGGGUGUGGUUAGCCGUGCCCUGAUCCACAUCUCUGACUGGUACCCCACUCUGCUGACCCUGGCUGGGGCCCCUGAGCUGGACCCUCAGCGCCUGGACGGCUACGACGUGUGGGGGGCCAUCAGCAGGGGUCUGCCCUGCCCCCGCACCGAGAUCCUCUUCAACAUCGACCCCAUCUCACACGGGCACGGCGAGGCCGACCAGCACUCGUUGACAGUCAGUGGCUUCGGGAUUUGGGACACGGGGGUGCGUGCGGCAAUCCGGGUGGGCCACUGGAAGCUCCUGACGGGGAAUGUGGGCGAUGGCGACUGGUUCCCCCCGCAGACGUUCCCCGGGGGGCCACAGCAGUGGCAGGGCGGGGAGAAGAGGCAGGACCAGCAGCGUAAGACCGUCUGGCUCUUCAACGUCAGCGCUGACCCGUACGAGAGGUCCGACCUGGCCGAGGCUCAGCCCGAGGUGGUGAAGCUGCUUCUCUCCAGGAUAGCGGAGUACAACCGGACGGCCGUGCCGGCCCGAAACCCUCCCGACGACCCGAUGGCGGACCCCCAGCUCCACGGAGGGGUGUGGACACCGUGGCUGGUCCAAGGAGAGGGAGAGGGUGAGCAAGGCGUCGAGGUGGCUGACACGCGCUACAGCAAGGUCCGGUUCAAAUUCUGCAAAGUUUGCAAACUCAGAGCAUUGUUUAAGAAGGUGCGUAGCCGUCUACAGAGAACCACCUUGUUCUUCUGAACAGACACAGGAAAGGAAGCUAGAGGAAAAAAAGAUCUCUGAGCAGGCACAUAUCGCUUGGCCACCGUCUUCUCUAGUCGCCCUUCAAGGGCAGUGUGUGUGCGAAUGACUCACGGCACUGUGUGAGUGUGUGUUUGUCUAUCAAUUACUUCAUGGUUCAUCCUCCCUUCAGCUGAUGGACAAAGCCAAGCUAACAUCUGAAUGCCGGAUUUUUUAGAUGCUCACGAUUACACGGCCAGGACUGCGAUGAUGACCUGACCGCCUUCCUUGACUCCUGCGGUGUAGUGGAUGAGCCCCAUAGCUAGGAUCAGGGUUCGAGCCUGAACCGCGCCACAUGACUGAGAGCGGAGGACAGAACCCGCGGCUGGCGGCUGCACCUGUAUGCAGGACUGCGCUGGAGGCUGCGUUAUUAUUUCAGUUCUGUGAUGAAGCCUGUUACCAGCAGCAACAUGUUAACAUUCAGACACUUGCUUUCAGACAGUCAGAAGAGAACUGCAGAAGAAACAAAUUGUAAAUUUAUAUGCAGAUUUAUUAGGGUCACCAUAAAUGACAGACGUCUAAUGUUUGGCUCUUUCCUGUAGAAUAUUGUGCACAGAGACUAUAUUAAUUGAUGAAAACCCAAAUGAACAUUAGAAGUGUUUGUAAUUUAUAGAGCUCUUUCCAUUAAAUAACCCUCAUUCUCUGUG
Molecule: messenger RNA, 2309 nt
Organism: Electrophorus electricus (electric eel)
Lineage: Eukaryota; Metazoa; Chordata; Actinopteri; Gymnotiformes; Gymnotidae
Product: arylsulfatase I
Molecular function (GO): sulfuric ester hydrolase activity
Source: RefSeq, a predicted model, not a curated record